Molecule: messenger RNA, 1824 nt
Organism: Oryza brachyantha (malo sina)
Lineage: Eukaryota; Viridiplantae; Streptophyta; Magnoliopsida; Poales; Poaceae
Product: hexokinase-7
Exons: 9
Coding region: 291-1673 (460 amino acids)
Biological process (GO): intracellular glucose homeostasis; glucose 6-phosphate metabolic process; glycolytic process
Cellular component (GO): cytosol; mitochondrion
Molecular function (GO): glucokinase activity; mannokinase activity; D-glucose binding
Source: RefSeq, a predicted model, not a curated record
CCGACCCCCGCCUCCCUCUUCCUCCUCCUCCUCCUCGAACUCAUCAAAGCCUUCUCCCCGAAAUCCCGAUCGAUCGAUCCGUCUACCGCUAUAAAUUCGUCAUCUCCUCCUCCUCCUCCUGAUCCCAGCGACCUGCACGCAUCGGCUUGCAUCAGCAUUUCUUGGAUCUUGUUGUGGCUGGCUGAUUGAUUGAUUGGUUCAUUGGUUGGCUGCUCGUGAUCUUUGAAUCCGAAUCUCUCUCUGUGUGUGUUGGAGAGCUUUGGUGGUGUUGGUUUUCUUGGUCGGCGACGAUGGUGGCGGCGGCGGCGGAGCAGGUAGUGGCGGGGCUGAGGGAGGAGUGCGCGACGCCGGCGGGGCGGCUGGAUGAGGUGGCGGCGGCCAUGGCCGAGGAGAUGGCGGCGGGGUUGGCGGAGGAGGGCGGCAGCAAGGUCAAGAUGAUUGUCUCCUACGUCGACAGCCUCCCCAAUGGGAGCGAAGAGGGCUUGUUCUACGCACUUGAUCUUGGAGGAACAAACUUCCGCGUCCUGCGUGUGCAGCUCGCUGGGAAGGAGAAGCGAGUCGUCAAGCGCGAAUCAAGGGAGGUCUCCAUCCCUCGUCAUCUCAUGUCCGGCAAUUCCUCGGAGCUGUUUGGUUUCAUUGCUUUGGCGUUAGCCAAGUUUGUUCAUGACGAAGGUCACAAUACCCUAUUUGACAACAAGCAAAGGGAACUAGGGUUCACCUUCUCUUUCCCAGUGAGGCAGACAUCAAUUGCGUCAGGGACUCUUAUCAAGUGGACCAAGGCGUUCUCUAUUGAUGAUGCUGUAGGUGAAGAUGUGGUGGCCGAAUUGCAGAUGGCCAUGGAGAAGCAAGGUCUGGACAUGCGUGUUUCCGCAUUGAUCAAUGACACCGUUGGGACAUUGGCGGCAGGAAGCUACUAUGAUGAAGAUGUUGUUGUUGGUGUGAUCUUAGGGACUGGCUCAAACGCCGCAUAUCUUGAGAAGGCAAGUGCCAUCCCCAAGUUGGAAGGCGAGUUGCCAAAAUCAGGAAACAUGGUUAUUAACACAGAAUGGGGUAACUUCUCAUCACCCUGUCUGCCAUUGACAGAAUAUGAUGAAGCACUAGAUAAAGAGAGCUUAAACCCUGGAGAGCAGAUCUUUGAGAAAUUGAUUUCCGGAAUGUACCUAGGUGAAAUUGUAAGGAGGGUGCUUCUUAAAAUAUCCUUGCAGUCUUCAAUUUUUGGCAAUGUCGAUCAGACCAAGCUCAAAAGUCACUUUAUUCUGAGGACUCCUGAUAUUUCUGCAAUGCAUCAUGAUCAAACACCUGAUCUGAAGAUUGUGGCUGAAAAACUUGCAGAUAACCUGAAGAUCAUAGACACGUCCUUAGAAACAAGGAAGAUGGUUGUUGAAAUCUGCGACAUCGUCACCAGAAGAUCUGCCCGUCUGGCUGCUGCAGGGAUUGUAGGGAUCCUCAGGAAGAUUGGGAGAGGCAACCCUAACGACAAGCGAAAGUCGGUUAUCGCCAUCGACGGCGGCCUGUAUGAACAUUACACAGAAUUCCGGCAGUGCCUGGAGAGCACGCUGACAGAGUUGAUCGGAGAAGAGGCGUCCAGGUCGGUGACUGUCAAGCUUGCAAACGACGGGUCAGGCCUUGGAGCUGCACUGAUCGCAGCUGCUCACUCUCAGUACCUGAAAUGAUCCCUACAAUUCAGAGUUCCAACUUUUCUCAGUGAUUCUUGCUGUUGUUGGACUGCAGUAAAGUUAUGUAUGUUUCGAUGGAGUUUGAUGGGACUCCACAAACAAAAUUUCCAAUGAAAUAGUAGAAGCCAAAUGUGUUGGUUUUUGUUGC